ACUCGGACCGUCAUGUCUGAUGACGAUCCUGCUCGGGGCUCCACUCCCUUCUCAUCUCCCAUCCAACUUGAGUACGAGCCGUCACAGUUACACGACGAGAUUCGCCGCGAACGGGAGGCUCUGCUCUCUCCCAUCACCCUCGAAAAGCAGCGCCGCGCGCGCCACCUCCAGCGAGUCCGCAAGGGCUACUCACCUCCUUCCUCGCCCUCCAGAACACCACGUUCUAGCGCAAAGCGGUGUCAGGCAACAUUCAGUCCAUACUACAGAUAUGGCGGCGCAUUAAACUCUCAAACAGGCGACCAAACCUUUGUCGACAAUCUCCUGGGCUUUAAAUCUGAAUCCUCGCCUGUGGUAUCACCUCAAAAGCCCCCUCCAGAAGCAGUCUUCAAGCUUGAAGUCGAAUCACCAGUGUUCAGUCAAGAGGCCAUCGACGAGACACAAUAUACGGAAGAUGACCACGACCUCCCCACACAGCUUGACCUACUCCGGUCUCGACUUAUCGCUGUUGUCAACGAACGAGAUGCGCUACGUGAUAUGGUGUCCCAGCUGAACGACGAACGUGACAAGAUGCAACGGGAGAAGGAGAAAUUAACGGAGGAGAGGGACAAGUACAAGCAGUCAGUGCGGCAAUGGGAAGAGGCUGCAAGGUCGUCGUCUCCACUGUUUCGUCUUAUGUAUCCGCUGUUAAAUUCCGGUGGCUAA
Messenger RNA from Mycena indigotica, 702 nucleotides. RefSeq lists its product as uncharacterized. Lineage: Eukaryota; Fungi; Basidiomycota; Agaricomycetes; Agaricales; Mycenaceae. The transcript is spliced from 3 exons. Bases 13 to 702 code for a protein of 229 amino acids. The record is from RefSeq and is a predicted model, not a curated record.